Austrofundulus limnaeus is the source of this 4695-nucleotide messenger RNA. It is a transcript of the gene arel1, whose product is annotated as apoptosis resistant E3 ubiquitin protein ligase 1. The record is from RefSeq and is a predicted model, not a curated record. Lineage: Eukaryota; Metazoa; Chordata; Actinopteri; Cyprinodontiformes; Rivulidae. Gene Ontology annotation, biological process: protein polyubiquitination; negative regulation of apoptotic process; ubiquitin-dependent protein catabolic process. The coding region runs from base 150 to 3212 and encodes 1020 amino acids. Gene Ontology annotation, cellular component: cytosol; cytoplasm. Gene Ontology annotation, molecular function: ubiquitin protein ligase activity. The transcript is spliced from 22 exons.
GCUACGCUAUCGCCUGAGAGACGAAGGUAUUUGCGGCGUUCGUUAGCGUGAUGGAUUAGUUGCUGUUUUACCUUGGUUAUCUGGUUACUGCAGUAUGUGGCAGUUCUGUGAGCACGGAGGGACAUGAGUGAAGGCUCAAAGAUGGUCUGAUGGACCGCCGCUUCUCCUUGACCCUUCUUUUCUGCUCAGUGUUGUGGAUCUUCUUCUGGGAAAUACGCUGGAAGAACAGAAAAGAAAGUGAGAUUGAAGAAUGGCUCCAAGGACACAACCUCUCUCAAUACAGGCACUUAUUUGAAGAUGUACAGACCCUGGAGGAACUGAGUCUGAGUGUCCUGGACCGUCUGGAGGAGGUCGUUAGCGAGCAGCAGCGCUGGAGGGAAAUUGCAGAGGCUCACAUCCAGCUUCUCAGAGACUUUGCCUUCCAGGAGUGGCUUUGUUCCCAGAACCUGGAACAUUAUUACCAGACACUGAAGACCCUCGGAUGUAUGAAUCUGGACGAUCUGUCCCAGUUUGACAGUCAGCUGCAGCUUUCGUUAGCCGCCUGGAGUUACUACUACGAAGAUUACAUCAAACUUUCCACUGGCAUCAAGAUCCUCCAGACUUCCAGGCGGAGUCGAGACCAGGACUACGAGAUCCGGCUGGUGCACAGCCUUGCAGAGAGGCGUCUGAAUGAAAAGUGGUCGACUGCGGGAGCUCUAUUUUUUGGCUGUACUGUGGCACUGUGCUUCUCGAUAAGGGACCUCAUGUUUUACGUGAUUGGUGGAAUUACUGUUUCCAUCAUAGCGUUUUUCUUUACCAUCAAGUUCCUCUGUGAGGUUGCAGCAAGAAUCGUUAGCUUCCUUCAGAACGAGGAUGCAAGACAAAGAGGUGACCGCAGCAUCUAUGACUAUGUCCGUGGCAACUACCUGGACCCACGUUCCUGCAAGGUGUCCUGGGACUGGAAAGAACCGCAGGAAGUGGGGCAAACGAUGACUUUUCGAGUCCAGCUGUUCUACAAGAAUGGUCAACCUUUCCCUGCCCAUCGGCCUGUGGGUUUGAGGGUCAACAUUACUCACAUUGAGCUGGCCCUGGACAUCCCUGUCACACAGGAGGUUCUGCAAGAACCAGAGUCCAACGUUGUCAAAAUUGCCUUCACAGUACGCAAAGCUGGACGCUAUGAGGUUGCUGUCAAGCUGGGUGGUCUGAAUGUGGCUUACAGUCCUUAUUACAAGAUAUUUCAGCCAGGUACUGUUGUUCCGUCCAAAACAACAAUAGCCUACCAUUUUUCUACCCUGGUGCUAACAAACAGCCAGCAGCACACGUUACAAAUUGAACCCAGGGACGAGUACGGAAACCCCACCAGUAACUCCACUUCUCUCACCGAUGAAGCCAACUACAGUGUGCAUGUCCACUCUCUAGGCACAGCGGAUGAUGACAGCCUCGAGGGGUCCUACAGCAAGUCCGUUUCACUCAACAAGCAGCAGUGCCUGGUUCUGCUGAGGCUGACCCUGAGGAAGACGGGCUGUUUCAGGGCCCGCAUCUCCUACAAGGAUCAGCUGCUCAGCAACGGGGAAUUUGACAUAAUUGUUCUCAGUGAGAAUGAAAAAGCCUGCGUGGAGAAGAAUGUGUCCACUCCAGGCAUAAGCAUCUACUUCGAGGCGUACCUUUACAGCAGCGGGAACUACAGCAGUUCGUCGUGGCAGUUACCAGCGUCCUCUCUGCUGACUCCUCACAGGAGGCCUUCCAUGGGGGAGGAGGAUGAGGAGCACGACUCUCCUGUGGAGGGGCAACCAGAGAAGGUGAAGAAACCAAAAAAGGUCUACUGUUACAUAUCGCCAAAGCAACUAUCUGUUAAGGAGUUCUACCUGAAAAUUAUUCCGUGGCGCCUUUUCACAUUUCGAGUCUGUCCAGGAACAAAGUUUACUUACUAUGGUCCAGACCCAGUUCAUAGAUAUUUAACUCUGGUGGUGGAUGAUGGGAUACAGCCUCCUGUGGAGCUCAGCUGCAAAGACAGAAACAUCAUGGCGGCCACCUUCAUUCGCUUCCUGCACAAAAACAUAGGUGGCUCCGAAACCUUUCAAGAUAAAGUGAACUUCUUUCAACGGGAACUCAGGCACAUUCACGCCAAGAAACCUCGAACCAAAACUUGCCUAAAAAUCUCCCGACAUGCCAUUCUAGAUUCAUCAUUAAAGGCCACAAGGAACUUCUCAGUGUCAGACUGGAGUAAGAACUUUGAGGUUGUGUUUCAUGACGAAGAAGCUCUUGACUGGGGUGGACCUCGCAGGGAGUGGUUUGAGUUGAUCUGCAAGACUCUUUUUGACACGUCCAACCAGUUGUUCACACGCUUCAGUGACGAUAACCAGGGCCUUGUGCACCCAAAUCCCGACAGGCCGCCUCACUUGCGCUUGAAGAUGUACGAGUUCGCAGGUCGCAUCGUGGGGAAAUGUUUGUACGAGUCGGCUCUGGGCGGAGCCUACAAACAGCUGGUCCGAGCUCGCUUUACACGUUCCUUCUUAGCGCAGAUCAUUGGUCUUAGGAUGAACUACAAGUACUUUGAGGCAGAUGACCAGGAGUUCUACAAAACCAAAGUCUGCUUCAUCCUAAACAAUGACGUGAGUGAAAUGGACCUGGUGUUUGCUGAGGAGAAGUACAACAAGUCAGGACAGCUGGAGAAGGUGGUGGAGCUAAUUUCAGGGGGAGCUCAGAUCGCCGUUACCAAUGAAAAUAAGAUGCAUUAUCUCAACCUGCUGGCGCAAUACAGACUGGCCAGCCAGGUGAGGGAUGAGGUGGAACAUUUCCUGAAAGGACUGAAUGAACUGGUUCCAGAAAAUCUGCUGGCCAUAUUUGAUGAGAACGAGUUGGAGUUGUUGAUGUGCGGAACAGGCGAUAUAAACGUGCAGGACUUCAAAGCUCAUGCUGUGAUUGUCGGAGGAUCCUGGCAUUUCAGAGAGAAAGUGAUGAAGUGGUUCUGGGCAGUGGUGUCCAGUUUCACCCAGGAAGAGCUGGCACGUCUGUUGCAGUUCACCACUGGCUCCUCUCAGCUUCCCCCUGGAGGGUUCAACACUCUUUGCCCCUCUUUUCAAAUCAUCGCCGCCCCCACACACAGCACUUUGCCCACCGCACAUACUUGUUUUAACCAGCUGUGCCUCCCCACGUAUGACUCUUACGAGGAGCUGCACAAGAUGCUAAAGCUGGCCAUCAGCGAGGGCAGCGAGGGCUUCGGCAUGCUCUGACUCCUCCGUCACCGCCACUGUGGCUCCGCUCGUACCCAUGAAGACCAGCACUGCUCCACUGCCCCGGUUCCCUGCUUUCAUCACCAGUUAACAGCCCCGCCUCUCAUUGUGUGUUCUUCUUUUUGGAGGACAGAGCUUUUCAGGAAGUCCCAGAAGACUGUGGAAUUUAGUCAUAUGAACCCUAAUGCUACUGUAUGUAAAUAAAAUCUCCCUUUUGUUAAAAAAAACCACAAGAAAUACAAAAAAAAAAGGCAAAACAAAAGAGCAUCACUGGAGAGACUAUUAUUUCUGAAAGCAGUUUCUUUAACUUUAUAAGUUCAAGAAACAAACCAGGCAGGAACAAAGGCUUUGGAGUUCUACUAAACUGCUUCGUUUGCAUUUUGCAAACAGGGGAAAGCUAUAAGUGCAACAGCAGCCUCCCUGUGAUGUGGGUGACACAUGCAUCUGCAGCACUUUGGCCUUAAUCGAUCAGGGACUGAUGUGUGUAUAUAAAUAUAUGAUAUCAUUAUUUUAACUCGAUCCGUGUACAUGCUGAUGUGUAAACGCAAGUUUUCCUCUUGUUAACUUUUUGUUGUGACAUUUAAGAAGAAGGGAUUGUUGUUCAAUGAAGCAUGUUUGCUAGGUUGAUUAUUAAUAUUAAUAUUUCUGAGUUCAGGAGAGUUUUUUAACAGAGGCCAAGUGAUUUCUGCCAUCUUCGUUUCUAAUUUAUUGAUAAAUAUUUUUGUUUCAUAGCUUAACAUUCUUGUGUUUUAUAACCUGCCUUAUUUAUGCCCCUUUGCCUCUGAUUGUAUCUCAACUGAUUUUUUAGGAGGAAACAAACAACAAUAAUAGGAAAUAGUACUUUCUGGUAUCUGCAGAGUGGCUGUGGAGUUGGAUCUUGGAUGAAUCCGUUAAACCAACGUUUUGUCAUGUAUGCUUUAUAUUUUUAGUCACAGCAUUUUGUGGGUUUAUCUCAGGAUCUUCUUUCCCACCUAUGCAUCCCCCUGACACACCUGCAGACAUGUUCAUCUUCAUGUGUGAGAAAACACACACACACCGUUAGCUCAUAGUUGCCUCCUUUUAAUCAUGUGUUCAACCUUGUCCUGAGUAAGCUGAUGGAAAGCAUUGUAUUUUUGGGAAAAUGUUUUUUUUUAUGUUAUUGUAAAACUAUUUAUUUUUAAUGUUUUGAAGGUUGUUAAUAUCAUGAGCCAACAGAUGUUUCCCUUUGUUUUUGUACAUAUUGUUGGAAUGACUGCUGUUUGAAGCGUUUACAUGAUUUUUAGCCAUGUUGUCAUAAUAUGUGCUGCCAGUUGGAGUAUUUCGAGAGCCGUCUUCAAGUAAAAGCAAUGUUUAACCUUGAAGCAAGAAAGAAACCAACAAUGGAGGUGGCUUUUUCUUUGCCGUGAUACUUUUUGUUUGUUCAUAUUCACCACAAACGUCUCAAAUGUGCAGUUUUCUUUUGAAACAUUGCUUAGUUUUGGCUGCAAGUUUGACCAGUUCUCUU